Messenger RNA from Dibothriocephalus latus, 141 nucleotides. NCBI's taxonomy places the organism in Eukaryota, Metazoa, Platyhelminthes, Cestoda, Diphyllobothriidea, Diphyllobothriidae. The record is from the annotation of a GenBank genome assembly.
AUGUCUUCGGACCACUCCUAUCUCAUGACCUGUGCGGGUGAUGCAAUCUAUGUGGUGAAGCGAGAACUCUCCGCCGAAACUGCUGACCAGGAUCCGCCCCUUAUUGACCUACAGGACAUGGACCCUGCUAUGCGUGUUUAA